AUGAUGCCAAUACGCUCACCUACUAGAAGUGGCAUAGGCACCGGACUUAGUGGUUCACAGCCCAAUUUGUCGACGGGAGAGUCAACCACAGACGUUUCUACAGCACCACAAGUUACAUUUCGUAGUAAGCGGAAAUACUCUGGUGAUCAAGAUAUUAAAGAAGAAUUACGGGAAAUACGAAAGGGAAUGGCAGAAAUGAUGCAAGUUCUUACCUCAAUUAACGCGAAUCAAACGGAAGCCAUAAACAGGAUAUCGGAAGAUGUAAGUUCAUUGAAAGAACAUGUAAAAGAUCUUAAGACCGAGAUAGAUAAUCUCCGAUUCGAAAAUGAGAAAAUAAAGCGUAAUAUAGAGAACUUGAUCAGUAAAUAUAAUGAAAAAGAUAAACAAAUAGAAACGUUAGACUCUGAAUUAAAAAACCUUCAAAGUACAAAACUAAUAGAUCCACUUACCACAACAACCGUUAGUAGCACAAUAGAAGAAACUGUGAUGGCAGAACUUUCUGAUCGAUUGACCUACGAGGCCCUGUUAAUGCUAAUUAAUAAUGAACAUAGGUCCUGUGCUUCCAGUUCGAGUUACGACCGCACAGAGAUGGGAGUCUAUGCGGACGAGUUAGCCAACGCACGAUCUUCGAGGUUUAUGCUUGCUGCAGUAGUGGAAGAGACUGGUCUGAUACCAAUACCGAUGAUGGAUCCAAACACAAACAAUGAUUCUGGCUACGUACCUUCAAACAUAGAAAUAGAGAAAGAUAACACACACCCACCAUCCCCAAAUAAAAAAGAAGAUAAGAAGGAAGAAGAGAACAAUGCUGUACCUAAGAAACCUGAGCUAAAGUAA
Molecule: messenger RNA, 834 nt
Organism: Parnassius apollo (apollo)
Lineage: Eukaryota; Metazoa; Arthropoda; Insecta; Lepidoptera; Papilionidae
Source: the annotation of a GenBank genome assembly